ACAGAUUUACUCAGAUACAGAGAAACUGCAGGAUUCUUUGCCUAAUGGGUGGAUUUUUGUUUCAGUCAAGGCUUUGUGCCUUCAGUGCCUUGGUUUUACAGAGUACUGUGGUGCUUCUUUUGUUGACUCAAUCUAAUGAAGUUGACUCUCAGGGGGUGGGACCGUCUCAGACCAUAACAGCAUUAGUUGGUGAGGAUGUGGUCCUACCAUGCCACCUUGAACCUGCAGUGGAUGCUACUUCUGAGAGUGUGGAGUGGGCGAGACAUGACCUUGAGCCCAGAUUUGUCCACGUGUGGCAUGAUAGCCUAGACCUUUUGGAGAACCAGAACCCGUCUUACAAAGGAAGAACGUCAUUAUCUGCUGAUAACCUGAAGCGUGGCGACCUCUCACUGAAACUGUCUGCAGUCAAACUCUCUGAUAACGGCGUGUAUACGUGCUUCUUUCCAUCACAGUAUAAAGAGUUUACUGUCCAGCUUGUUGUUGGGUCUUUCUCCUCCCCUGUCAUUAAUGGUAUCUACAGAGGCUCUGAUGGACUGGAUCUUCAGUGUGAGUCUAAAGGCUGGUACCCAGAGCCUGAGGUCUCAUGGCUGGAUGGAGAGGGAAACAUCAUCUCUACUGCUCAGACAAAGACAGUCAGAGGUCCUGAUGAUCUCUUCACUGUCAGCAGCAGAGUGACUGUAGAGAAAACUAACGGUAACAUCUUCACCUGCAGAGUCCAACAGAAGGACAUCAACCAGACCAGAGAGACCAGUAUUUAUGUGUCAGCUGACAUCUUUGAAGCCUCUUCCUCUGCUGCUGUCCGUGUCAGCAUCAUGGCGGUUAUUCUGCUCGGUUUUGUUGCUGUAGCUGCUUUUGUUUUUUGGAAAUUUAUUUUUAAAGCAAAGAAGCAUCAGGAUGCUGAAAUGGAACAGAGAGAGCUGCUCAUGAUAGAAGAAAAGAAGAGGGAGGAUUUGGAGGAGAAAAAGAAAACACUGGAAGAAGACUUGAAGAAGAAAGAGGAAGAGCAGAGAGACUUGGAGGAGAAGGUUCAUAAACUGACUGAUCAAUGCAAAGAACUGAAGAACCAGGCAGAUCAGCUCAAACAUCACAGAGAGGACAUGGAGAGAACCUCUAAAGAUAUUGAGGAGAAGUUUAAGUCAGCAGAGACGAUAGCAGAACGUGACAAAGCUGAGGGAUACUUGGAAAUGAAAGCUGUUGCAUUAACAACACAAAAUAUAUAUAUAUAUAAAAAACACACUUCUGCUGUAUAUGGGUAAUGUUUCAGGUUUAUGGAUAAGUUAAAGCUUCAAACCUUUAUUUUUUGUACCUUGUGCCAGUCAGCAGUUGAUGAUUAAACAUGGG
Molecule: messenger RNA, 1341 nt
Organism: Cheilinus undulatus (humphead wrasse)
Lineage: Eukaryota; Metazoa; Chordata; Actinopteri; Labriformes; Labridae
Product: butyrophilin-like protein 10
Exons: 6
Coding region: 45-1256 (403 amino acids)
Source: RefSeq, a predicted model, not a curated record